Malania oleifera is the source of this 3135-nucleotide messenger RNA. RefSeq names its product LRR receptor-like serine/threonine-protein kinase FLS2. Gene Ontology annotation, biological process: protein phosphorylation. Gene Ontology annotation, molecular function: protein binding; protein kinase activity; ATP binding. The transcript is spliced from 2 exons. NCBI's taxonomy places the organism in Eukaryota, Viridiplantae, Streptophyta, Magnoliopsida, Santalales, Ximeniaceae. The record is from RefSeq and is a predicted model, not a curated record. The coding region runs from base 1 to 3135 and encodes 1044 amino acids.
AUGGCUUCACCAAUCAACACUUCGUUUCUCCUCCUGGUUUGUUGUAUUCUGUUCACCGUUCUUCCUGCAGAACCGAGCUUCGAAGUGGAAGUGGAGGCCUUGAGGGCCUUCAAGAAUUCCAUCGCCCAUGACCCAUUUGGAGAACUCGUAGAUUGGACGGACACAAGCCAUCACUGCAACUGGUCUGGCAUUGCCUGUGAUCCUUCCUCAAACCAUGUCACUUCAAUAUCCCUGGUCCAGAAGAACCUUCAAGGUGAGCUCUCCCCAUUCCUCGGGAACAUCACCACCCUCCAAGUUCUUGAUUUAACUUCCAACUCGUUUUCCGGGCAUAUCCCACCAGAAUUAGGAAACCUGAGAAAUCUGCAGUCCCUUCAUCUGGAUAACAAUUUUUUAUAUGGUAGCAUUCCUGAAUCCAUUUGCAACUGCACACACUUGUUACAGCUUGACCUCAGCUUCAAUAAUUUCACUGGCAUCAUCCCAUUAGACAUUGGAAACCUGGCCAAUCUUCAGUUUUUUGCAGCCUCACGAAACAAUUUGGAAGGCCCUUUGCCUGUUUCUAUUGGUAGGUUGGAAGCAUUGCAAGCUUUCGACCUAAGCCGGAACCAGGUGUCAGGACAAAUACCCCAUGAAGUUGGGAAUCUGUCGAACCUGGAAUUUCUUCAGCUCUCUAAGAACAUGCUCGUUGGCGAAAUCCCAUCCGAACUAGUUGAUUGCAGGAAGCUUGUUUCCCUUAACUUAUACUGCAAUUUCAUCACGGGAAAGAUUCCAUCAAACAUUGGAUUACUUCAUAAGCUGGAGAACAUAACCUUGUAUAACAACCUCCUAAACGGAUCCAUUCCCAGUAGCAUUACCAAUUGUACCACUCUUGUGUCUGUAGCCUUAUCUUAUAAUAGAAUAGCUGGGGAAAUUCCGCGAGGUCUGGGAAAUUUGCAGAAUCUAACAUUCCUAUCUCUAGGGAACAACAUGUUGUCAGGGAAGCUUCCCGAUGACAUCUAUAAUUGUUCAAAUCUUUGCACACUUCGCUUGGCCUGGAACAAUAUUAGAGGAACGCUGAGACCUAGUAUUGGCAAACUCCAUAAUCUCCAGGCUUUGAAGUUCGAUGGGAAUUCAUUUGCAGGGACAAUACCACAGGAGAUUGGGAAUCUAAGUCAACUGAUAUACUUGGGGCUUGCUCAAAAUAAUUUUUCAGGCCUAGUUCCUCACGAACUGUCAAAGCUCUCUCUCAUUCAACUUCUUUUUCUGCAAAAAAACCAGUUAGAAGGUGCAAUUCCUGAGAAAAUUUUUGCGCACACGCAGCUAAUCAAUCUGAGUUUGAGAAACAAUAAGUUCACAGGUGCCAUUCCAAAUGCUCCAAUAAAACUCAAUUUUCUUUUAUACUUGAGACUUAGUGGAAACAUGCUGACUGGGUCAAUCCCUAGUAGCAUGGCGCAGCUUUUUAGUGCAUUGAUGGUGUUGGAUCUCUCUAACAACCAUCUCACAGGUUCUAUUCCUGGCUCUGUGAUGGGGAGUAUGAAAACUGUGCAACUAUAUCUGAACCUAUCUUUCAAUCUUCUGACGGGAACCAUUCCAGAUGAGCUUGGUAUGCUGCAAAUGGUACAAGCAAUUGACAUCUCAAACAACAAUCUUUCAGGAACCAUUCCUAAAACGCUUGAAGGCUGCAAAAAUUUGUUUUCACUUGAUCUGUCUGGGAAUGAACUUUCAGGGCAAGUUCCUGAUGAAGUUUUUUCACAAGUGAACAUGCUUGAAAGCAUGAAUCUUUCAAGAAAUCAUUUCUAUGGAGAGCUCCCAAAAAAUUUGGCUAAUUUAAAGAAUCUCAUCUCCCUUGACCUCUCUCAGAACAAGUUCAAUGGGGUAAUUCCCGAAAGCCUUGCCAAUCUUCCCUCCUUGAAAUUUCUGAACCUUUCUUACAAUCAACUUGAAGGACCUAUUCCAGAGAUUGGCGUCUUCAAAAACAUACAACCAUCUUGGUUGGCUGGAAAUCUAGCCCUCUGCAAUGCCAAGUUUCUAAACCCUUGCAACACAGAAGACCACCAAAAUACUUCUCGAAUUUUUUUGAAGAAAACUGCAAUAGUUCUCAUAGCAGUCGGAUCUGUUUCUCUGCUUUUGGUUCUCAUGUUUACAACUGCCCGUUUCCACCAUUACAUCAAGACGCAUAAAAUCAAAGAGGAUGAGGAUCCUACAGCAAGGCACAGGGCUUCAGUAUUUACCCUAAAGAGGUUUGACCAGAAAGAUCUAGAAAUAGCUACUGGUUCAUACAGUGAGGAACACAUUAUUGGCUGCAGCAGUUUAAGCACUGUGUACAAAGGCCGACUGCUUGAUGGGCAGAUAGUGGCCAUAAAAAAAUUGAAUUUGCACCAAUUCUCUGCAGAAUCUGAGAAGUGUUUUAACAGAGAAGUCAAGACCUUGAGUCAGCUAAAGCACAGGAGUCUGAUAAAGGUACUCGGAUAUGCUUGGGAGAGUGGGAAACUGAAGGCUCUAGUUCUGGAAUUCAUGGAUAAUGGGAACCUGGAGAGCGUAAUACACGAACCCCAGGAAGAUAGCUCAAGGUGGACAUUAUCAGAGAGAAUAAACGUUCUUGUAUCUGUUGCAAGUGGCUUAGAUUACUUGCAUUCUGGUUAUGAUUUUCCUAUAGUUCACUGUGACUUGAAGCCUUCUAAUAUUCUUCUUGAUGGAGAUUGGGAGGCCCACGUGAGUGAUUUUGGAGCUGCUAGGAUGCUAGGUGUGGGUGUUCAUCCCUCAAAUGGAAGCCUUUCCUCCGCAUCUGCUUUUGCAGGCAGCAUAGGGUACUUGCCCCCAGAGUUAGCAUACAUGAGGAAAGUAUCAACAAAAGUGGAUGUAUUCAGCUUCGGCGUAAUAGUGAUGGAAUUUGUGACCAAACAGAGGCCAACAGGACUCGCACAAGAGGAUGGUUUACCAGUCACUCUGCAUCAGCUGGUGGAGAGAACUCUUGCAAGUGGUAGGAACCAGCUUCUUCAAGUUGUAGACCCCUGUCUAGCUUCAAAAGCCUCGGAGAAGCAUGUGGAAAUAAUUGCGGAGCUCCUUAAAUUGGCCUUGUCCUGCACCAAUCCAGAGCCCAGGGAUCGACCUGGAAUGAAUGAAGUAUUGUCUUCCUUGUUGAAGCUUAGGGCAAGAUAG